AUGCUUCAAUUAGACAGCAAAAACGGCGUUAUCCUCUCAGGAGUGCUGUCAGUGGUCUUUGCCACUGUCUAUAUACUUCUAAAGAGUGAAUAUUUUUGGUAUAUAUCGAGCGAUCUGGGCUUGCAUGUUUCGGCUUUGCAGAUUAUGGGAAGCAUAUGCCUAGUAAUUGGUGCCAUAAAGAACUGUUACAAGCUUUUCGUGCCUUGGAUGAUAACAUGUGGAUUCUUCUUGUACCUCAUGGUUUACCUGGGGGUUGCAAUGAUGGUCAAUGGAGAUUGGCUCUUUCUUCCGAUCAUGGUAGUCCCAUUUACAGCGUAUCUCAGUUAUGCCCUGUUCUCGGUUCAAAAGGCAUUCGACAGAAUGCGUAAGGAAGAACCGCCAUCGUACGAAAAUCUGGUUGGGAAAAAGGAUUUUAUAGGCCACAUAUAAUACCUAUAGAGUUGUACAUGAGAAUAUUCUUAUACACACAUACUAAAUGUAUAUCAAUCGUAAUUAUAAAUCUAAUCGGCAGCGCAUUGAAUUGA
Messenger RNA from Drosophila miranda, 524 nucleotides. RefSeq lists its product as uncharacterized. The transcript is spliced from 4 exons. The coding region runs from base 1 to 429 and encodes 142 amino acids. The record is from RefSeq and is a predicted model, not a curated record. Lineage: Eukaryota; Metazoa; Arthropoda; Insecta; Diptera; Drosophilidae.